Molecule: messenger RNA, 4137 nt
Organism: Phyllostomus discolor (pale spear-nosed bat)
Lineage: Eukaryota; Metazoa; Chordata; Mammalia; Chiroptera; Phyllostomidae
Gene: UBE3B
Product: ubiquitin protein ligase E3B
Exons: 28
Coding region: 526-3735 (1069 amino acids)
Biological process (GO): protein polyubiquitination; ubiquitin-dependent protein catabolic process
Molecular function (GO): protein binding; ubiquitin protein ligase activity
Source: RefSeq, a predicted model, not a curated record
CGCCCCGCAGAGGGCCCCUUCCUAAACGAUCCGAUGUACUCCCACACAUUAGCCGCUUUCCUUCAAACAUGCCUGGCUGGAAAGGUUGCAUCUUCUCUCUGCUGGGUCAGGCAUUUAUCCCGUUCCUGAGUUCUCCGAUUUUCAGCUUCAAGAGAGAAGGAAACGAUUCAAAGGUUGUCAUUCCUGGGCGGAGAAGCUCUGCGGAACUGUCGUUGUCCGGAACUGGAUAGCUGUUGCUCGGCGGAGCUCUGAAAAGGAACACCCGGGGCAAGAUGGCGGCGGAGUCUUGGUCGCUGCCCCGGGUCCACCAGCUUUCAAGUGUAUUCGGUUGAGGCGACAGUACCUGCGGCUCCGACCCCGAGCGCUGGGGCCUCGAGCGGAGAAAGGUCUACGUCCUACCGAGAAGAGAAGCAGCACUGAACUGCGAAGCUGCCCCCGGCGGUGAGUCCUCUGCACGACCACCGAUGAUCGCUUGGCACUUCGGCGACACAGGCAGGCCCUCGGGGUUUGUGCAGGUGUGCAAGCAUGUUCACCGUUUCUCAGACCUCGCGAGCGUGGUUCAUCGACAGAGCCCGCCAGGCUCGGGAGGAGAGGCUCGUGCAGAAGGAGCGGGAGCGCGCAGCCGUGGGGAUCCAGGCCCACGUCCGGAGCUUCCUCUGUCGGAGCCGACUGCAGAGAGAAAUCAGGAGAGAGAUCGAUGAGUUUUUUAAAGCAGAUGAUUCUGGGUCCAGUAAAAGAAGUGCACUGUGUAUUUUUAAGAUCGCCAGGAAACUGCUGUUCUUGUUCAGAAUUAAAGAGGAUAAUGAGAGAUUUGAAAAGUUGUGCCGCUGCAUCCUGAGCAGUAUGGAUGCUGAGAAUGAACCCAAGGUGUGGUAUGUGUCCCUGGCUCUCUCCAAGGAUCUCACCCUCUUGUGGAUCAAACAGAUCAAGGACAUCCUCUGGUAUUGCUGUGAGUUUCUUAAGCAGCUCAAGCCUGAAAUCUUACAAGACUCCAGACUCGUCACACUGUACCUCACGAUGCUUGUCACCUUCACAGACACUUCAACGUGGAAAAUUUUCCGGGGAAAAGGUGAGAGUCUUCGACCAGCCAUGACCCACAUCUGUGCAAAUAUAAUGGGACAUCUCAACCAGCGUGGGUUUUAUUCCGUGCUGCAGAUACUGUUAACCCGUGGCCUGGCGAGACCCCGGCCCUGUCUGUCCAAGAGCACUUUGACAGCAGCCUUUUCUCUCGCACUGCGCCCUGUGGUUGCUGCACAGUUUUCAGACAACCUGCUUCGGCCGUUCCUCAUCCACAUCAUGUCUGUGCCCGCUCUCGUGACGCAUCUCGGCAUAGUGACCCCGGAGCGCCUUGCUGUUCUGGAAUCCCAUGACUUGCUUCGUAAAUUCAUCACAUUCUUACGAGAUAAAGAUCGAUGCCGUGAUGUCUGUGAAAGUUUGGAAGGAUGCCACACGCUGUGUCUGAUGGGCAACCUCCUGCACCUGGGCUCCCUCAGCCCCCGCGUGUUGGAGGAGGAGACGGACGGGUUUGUGGGCCUGCUCACCCAGAUGCUGUGCUACUGCCAGAAGUACGUGUCGCAGAAGAAGUCCAACCUGACCCACUGGCACCCCGUCCUCGGCUGGUUCUCCCAAUCCGUGGACUAUGGCCUUAACGAGUCCAUGCCCUUGAUCACCAAACAGCUGCAGUUCCUGUGGGGGGUGCCCCUGAUCCGCAUCUUCUUCAGUGACAUCCUGAGCAAGAAGCUGCUGGAGAACCCGGAGCCCGCAGCCCACGUGCCAUCGGCAUCCCCGCAGAACGUGCUUCCCGUGAAGAAUCUCCUGAAGCGCGCCUUCCAGAAGUCCGCGUCAGUGAGGAACAUCCUGAAGCCCGUGGGGGGCAGGCGCGUGGACUCCGCGGAGGUGCAGAAGGUCUGCAACAUCUGCGUCCUCUACCAGACCUCGCUGACCACGCUGACCCAGAUCCGGCUGCAGAUUCUCACAGGUCUCACCUACCUCGAUGACCUGCUGCCCAAGCUGUGGGCGUUCAUCUGCGAGCUGGGGCCCCACGGAGGGUUAAAGCUCUUCCUGGAAUGCCUCAGCAACGACACCGAAGAGUCGAAGCAGCUCUUGGCCAUGCUGAUGCUGUUCUGUGACUGCUCCCGGCACCUUGUCACGAUCCUUGAUGACAUUGAAGUUUAUGAAGAACAGAUCUCAUUCAAACUGGAAGAGCUGGUCACCAUCUCCUCCUUCCUGAACUCCUUCGUGUUCAAGAUGAUCUGGGAUGGCAUCAUAGAGAACGCCAAGGGCGAGACCUUGGAGCUGUUCCAGUCCGUCCACGGGUGGCUGAUGGUGCUGUACGAGCGGGACUGUCGGCGGCGCUUCGCCUCCGAGGACCACUGGCUGCGCAAGGAUCUCAAACCUAGUGUGCUCUUCCAAGAACUGGACAAGGACCGAAAACGGGCACAGCUGGUCCUGCAGUACAUCCCUCACGUCAUUCCACACAAAAACAGGGUGCUCCUGUUCCGAAACAUGGUCACCAAGGAGAAGGAGAAGCUGGGGCUCGUGGAAACCAGCUCGGCCUCCCCGCACGUCACGCACAUCACUAUCCGGCGGUCCCGGAUGUUGGAGGACGGCUACGAGCAGCUCCGGCAGCUCUCCCAGCACGCCAUGAAGGGCGUGAUCCGCGUGAAGUUCGUCAACGACCUCGGGGUGGACGAGGCGGGGAUUGACCAAGACGGCGUUUUUAAGGAGUUCUUGGAAGAGAUCAUCAAGAGGGUGUUUGACCCGGCACUCAACCUGUUCAAGACAACCAAUGGGGACGAGAGGCUCUACCCCUCGCCCACAUCUUACAUUCAUGAGAAUUACCUGCAGCUCUUCGAGUUUGUGGGCAAGAUGCUGGGCAAGGCCGUGUAUGAGGGAAUUGUGGUGGACGUGCCCUUCGCGUCCUUCUUCCUGAGCCAGCUGCUCGGGCACCACCACAGCGUCUUCUACAGCUCCGUGGACGAGCUGCCUUCCCUGGACUCCGAAUUCUAUAAGAACCUCACCUCCAUUAAGCGCUACGACGGGGACAUCGCUGACCUGGGCCUGACGCUGUCCUACGACGAGGACGUCAUGGGUCAGCUCGUCUGCCAUGAACUGGUUCCUGGGGGGAAGACCAUUCCUGUUACAAAUGAAAAUAAAAUUAGCUACAUCCAUUUGAUGGCGCAUUUUCGAAUGCACACGCAAAUCAAAAACCAGACAGCUGCCCUCAUUAGCGGAUUCCGUUCUAUUAUCAAACCCGAGUGGAUCCGGAUGUUCUCAACCCCUGAGCUACAGCGUCUCAUCUCCGGUGACAAUGCUGAGAUUGAUCUGGAAGAUUUAAAGAAGCACACAGUGUACUACGGUGGUUUCCAUGGAAGUCACAGGGUCAUCAUCUGGCUUUGGGACAUUCUGGCCUCCGACUUCACGCCCAGCGAGCGAGCCAUGUUUCUGAAGUUUGUGACCAGCUGCUCCAGGCCACCGCUCCUGGGCUUCGCCUACCUCAAGCCUCCGUUCUCCAUUCGCUGUGUCGAAGUGUCGGACGACCAGGACACCGGGGACACCCUGGGCAGCGUCCUGCGGGGCUUCUUCACCAUCCGCAAGCGGGAGCCUGGGGGCCGUCUGCCCACCUCCUCCACCUGCUUCAACCUGCUCAAGCUGCCCAACUACAGCAAGAAGAGCGUGCUCCGCGAGAAGCUGCGCUACGCCAUCAGCAUGAACACGGGCUUUGAGCUGUCCUAGCUUCCGGCCGCCGGCCCUCCAGGACCCCUGGCCUCCCCUGGGGGUGUGGGUAACAGCGGCCCCCAGACCCUCUCUAUAGCCAUGAGACGCCCCUGUGGCCCCAGAACUUCGGAUGCACACGUCGACUCCACACAGCAUUCUCCACUGACGGGAAGGGGCGUCGGAAAUAAACCUCCGGGUUCCGCCAGCGUGGGUCCUUCCCUCCCGCACCCCCGCGGCCUGGAGCCCGGCCCGUGACUGCGAGGGGCCUGUCUUGUGGUAGUCGGGUCUUCUCGUGAGUCUCUCUCUCCUCGACCUCCUGCAUGAGCCGUGCGUGGGCCAGGCCCAGGCACUCGCAGACUCGGGGAGGUUUCCGUGACGGGCCUUAGGGCACGGAGCCUAGUUUGCGUGAGACACUCUCCU